UUACAUAUAGAGACGCGACUCGAGAGUUGUAAAAUGAACACUUCAAUAUCGGACGUAUAUACUUAGUCUCAUUUUUUUCAAAUCAUUCAAAAAUUGUAUAAUCAUCAAAGAGAAAUAUGUGAACGCGACCUAAGCGGUGGAACUGUGAAACUACCUAGUAUAAAAUGAGGUUUCUGCUCAAGGCUGUCGCGAGUGCAUCAAAACAGCUGCGGCACGUAGAUAAAAGCUUUUUAGGCUCAGUUUCAAACGUCCGAAAAAUGGCGUCUGAGGUUGAAAAAGCGCAAACAGCUACGCCCGGCGGCGACACUAUUUUCGGGAAAAUACUCCGCAAGGAAAUUCCCUGCAAGUUCAUUUACGAAGAUGAUCAGUGCGUAGCUUUUCACGACAUCAAUGCACAAGCUCCAGUACAUUUUUUGGUCAUUCCUCGCAAACCAAUCUCCCAAUUGUCAAAGGCAGAGGAUGAGGAUGAAGCUGUUCUUGGUCACCUUAUGAAUGUUGCCCGCAAGGUUGCUAAGCAGGAAGGAUUAGAUGAUGGCUUUCGGCUAGUUAUCAAUGAUGGCAAACAUGGAGCCCAAUCUGUAUUUCACUUGCAUUUGCACGUCCUUGGAGGACGUCAAUUGCAAUGGCCACCUGGCUAAUUCAUUAAUACAAAAGCAUUUAAGAUUUGAAAUAACUGAAAGUUAUAAAACUAAUAUUUUAAAAUAAAGCUUUAUUCAGAAUA
Messenger RNA from Nasonia vitripennis (jewel wasp), 721 nucleotides. It is a transcript of the gene HINT1, whose product is annotated as histidine triad nucleotide-binding protein 1. The coding region runs from base 165 to 638 and encodes 157 amino acids. The record is from RefSeq and is a predicted model, not a curated record. NCBI's taxonomy places the organism in Eukaryota, Metazoa, Arthropoda, Insecta, Hymenoptera, Pteromalidae. The transcript is spliced from 2 exons. Gene Ontology annotation, molecular function: hydrolase activity. Gene Ontology annotation, biological process: purine ribonucleotide catabolic process. Gene Ontology annotation, cellular component: nucleus; cytoplasm.